Molecule: messenger RNA, 38920 nt
Organism: Coregonus sp. 'balchen'
Lineage: Eukaryota; Metazoa; Chordata; Actinopteri; Salmoniformes; Salmonidae
Source: the annotation of a GenBank genome assembly
UUGCUGGGAGCUACAGCCAUAGAGGAUAAGCUCCAGGAUGGUGUGCCUCAGACCAUCGAGCAGCUGGCCAAAGCUGACAUCAAGAUCUGGGUGCUCACCGGCGACAAACAGGGUAAGUCACCAAGCAAUAUUCUCUGAGAUAUCUGCCUCACAUAUAAUGUAAUAACAAUAGGAUUUCUGAGCUAGCUGCCUCACUGAAAGAGCUUUUUCGAAACCACAGCUGAGUUCAACCACCAACCUUAAAGGCCCAGUGUAGUCCAAAAUGGGAUUUUCCUGUGUUUAAUAUAUAUUUCCACACUAUGAGGUUAGAAUAAUACUGUGAAAUUGUAAAAAUGAUGGUAAUUCUCUUUUAGUGUAAGCGCUGUUUGAGAAGACUGCCUGAAAUCCCAGCCUGUUUUGGUGGGAUGGUGUUUUGGCCUGCCUGGUGACAUCACUAGGAGGUAAAUUAGUUAAUAGACCAAUAAGAAAGAGAGUUCCAAACCUCUCUGACAAUAAUAGCUCAUUUUCCCCUCCCCACUCAGACCAUCCCAGACAGUCCUAGCAAAAUUCUUGCAUGAGAAAUUGUUCUUUGCUAAGAAGCUAUUUUUGUUUCUUUUUGACCAUUUUAAUUGAAAACAAUCACAGUAAGAUACUUAAUUGUUACCCAGAAAUGAUUUGAUAUUGAGAAAAAAUGGCUGCAUUGGACCUUUAAAGGGUUGGUAAAAAAAACAGCUCAUAAUAUUGGCCAAAAUGGAGUGAAAAGAAUGGUAUCAAACACAUUGUUUUCAGGUUUGAUACCAUUCCAUUCACUCCAUUCCAGCCAUUCUACUCCAUUCCAGCCAAUAUUAUGAGGCUAUAAUGCUUGCAUCAGUUACCUGAUGUGGAAUAGAGUUCCAUGUAGUCAUGGCUCUAUGUAGUACUGUGCGCCUCCCGUAGUCUGUUCUGGACUUGGGGACUGUGAAGAGACCUCUGGUGGCAUGCAUUUGAUGUAAUUGAUACCGUUCCACUCAUUCCACUCCAGCCAUUACCACGAGCCCGUCCUCCGCAAUUAAGGUGCCACCAACUUCCUGUGAUGUAUAGGACCACAUGUCCACAUCACUGUGUCUGUCUCCACCUAUUAUAUUGUGUGUUUUGUCAUGUGACAGAGACGGCGGAGAACAUUGGCUACUCCUGCAACAUGCUGCGAGAGGAGAUGAACGACAUUUUCAUUGUGUCAGCCAACAACCCAGACGAUGUCAGACAGGAACUGAGGUCAGAGGAAGUGACAUCAUAACCACAUAACCCCGCCCGCACUGUCUCAGGCCCUGCAUCAAUACUAACAACAUGUGUCCAGGGUUUAGUUCCUACCCAGCACCAAUUCACCUUAUUCAACUAAUCAUGGCCUUCAAUGGAAGACUGAUUAGUUGGCCGGGGCUAAAGUGGGAUUGGAACAAAGCCUAUCAUUGCUGUAGUUCUCCAGAACCAGAAUCGGCCAUCCCGUCCCAUCCCAUCCCAGGUUGAUAACAUAGACAUGGUGGAAUAGUAUUAGAUGAGAGGAAUUGUGUUGGUGUUGAACCAGGAAUGCAUGGAGCACCAUGAAACCAGGUGCAGAGGAGGCGGCCAACUUCAUGCCAGAGAGGACGCUGGGUAACAAGCCGAAGGUGGUCAGGGACGAGGAGGUGAAUGGGGAGUAUGGCCUGAUCAUCAACGGACACAGUCUGGUGAGACACUACAGUCCUAUUUACUGUAUAUCCGUCUGGUGAGACACUACAGUCCUAUUUACUGUAUAUCAGUCUGGUCAGACACUACAUUUACAUUAAAUUUUAGUCAUUUAGCAGACGCUCUUAUCCAGAGCGACUUACAGGAGCAAUUAGGGUUAAGUGCCUUGCUCAAGGGCACAUUUACGUCAUUUAGCAGACGCUCUUAUCCAGAGCGACUUACAAAUUGGUGCAUUCACCCUAUAGCCAGUGGGAUAACCACUUAACAAUUAACCCUAUAGCCAGUGGGAUAACCACUUAACAGUGGGAUAACCACUUAACAAUACCUGGGAUAGGAUUACUUUAUCCUAUCCCAGGUAUUCUUUAAAGAGGUGGGGUUUCAAAUGUCUCCGGAAGGUGGUGAGUGACUCCGCUGUCCUGGCGUCGUGAGGGAGCUUGUUCCACCAUUGGGGUGCCAGAGCAGCGAACAGUUUUGACUGGGCUGAGCGGGAACUAUGCUUCCGCAGAGGAAGGGGAGCCAGCAGGCCAGAGGUGGAUGAACGCAAUGCCCUCGUUUGGGUGUAGGGACUGAUCAGAGCCCGAAGGUAUGGAGGUGCCGUUCCCCUCACUGCUCCAUAGGCAAGCACCAUGGUCUUGUAACGGAUGCGAGCUUCAACUGGAAGCCAGUGGAGUGUGCGGAGGAGGGGGGUGACGUGAGAGAACUUGGGAAGGUUGAACACCAGACGGGCUGCGGCAUUCUGGAUGAGUUGUAGGGGUUUAAUGGCACAGGCAGGGAGGCCAGCCAACAGCGAGUUGCAGUAAUCCAGACGGGAGAUGACAAGUGCCUGGAUUAGGACCUGUGCCGCUUCAUGUGUAAGGCAGGGUCGUACUCUCCGAAUGUUGUAGAGCAUGAACCUGCAGGAUCGGGUCACCGCCUUGAUGUUAGCGGAGAACGACAGGGUGUUGUCCAGGGUCACGCCAAGGCUCUUCGCACUCUGGGAGGAGGACACAACGGAGUUGUCAACCGUGAUGGCGAGAUCAUGGAACGGGCAGUCCUUCCCCGGGAGGAAGAGCAGCUCCGUCUUGCCAGGGUUCAGCUUGAGGUGGUGAUCCGUCAUCCAUACUGAUAUGUCUGCCAGACAUGCAGAGAUGCGAUUCGCCACCUGGUUAUCAGAAGGGGGAAAGGAGAAGAUUAGUUGUGUAUCGUCAGCGUAGCAAUGAUAGGAGAGGCCAUGUGAGGAUAUGACAGAGCCAAGUGACUUGGUGUAUAGGGAGAAUAGGAGAGGGCCUAGAACUGAGCCCUGGGGGACACCAGUGGUGAGAGCACGUGGUGCGGAGACAGCUUCUCGCCACGCCACUUGGUAGGAGCGACCGGUCAGGUAGGACGCAAUCCAGGAGUGAGCCGCGCCGGAGAUGCCCAGCUCGGAGAGGGUGGAGAGGAGGAUCUGAUGGUUCACAGUAUCAAAGGCAGCAGACAGGUCUAGAAGGACAAGAGCAGAGGAGAGAGAGUUAGCUUUAGCAGUGCGGAGAGCCUCCGUGACACAGAGAAGAGCAGUCUCAGUUGAAUGACCAGUCCUGAAACCUGACUGGUUUGGAUCAAGAAGGUCAUUCUGAGAGAGAUAGCAAGAGAGUUGGCUAAAGACGGCACGCUCAAUAGUUUUGGAAAGAAAAGAAAGAAGGGAUACUGGUCUGUAGUUGUUGACAUCAGUGGGAUCGAGUGUUGGUUUUUUGAGAAGGGGUGCUAUUUACUGUAUAUCUUGCACUAACAUGGGCCCUGAUCCUUAUUGUGUACAAUAUCUGAUUGUGCCCACAUUUUAGACAGAUAAGACCCAUUUUAGACAGAUAAUACCCAUUUUAAACAGAUAAGACACAUUCUAGACAGAUAAGACACAUUCUAGACAGAUAAGACCCAUUUUAGACAGAUAAGACCCAUUAUAGACAGAUAAAACACAUUAUAGACAGAUAAGACCCAUUAUAGAAAGAUAAGACACAUUUGAACUGAUUCUGAUCAGUGUAAUAGGAUCUGGAUGGUCAACAUCCAUAUUUGAUCUGUUACCAUUAGAUGACAUUCUACUCCUCCCCCGUCAGGCCUUUGCCCUGGAGCGAAGCAUGGAGCUGUUGUUGCUGCGUACAGCCUGUCUGUGUAAGACGGUGAUCUGCUGCAGAGUGACCCCACUACAGAAGGCCCAGGUGGUGGAGCUGGUCAAGAAGUACAAACAGGCUGUCACUCUGGCCAUAGGAGACGGGGCCAACGACGUCAGCAUGAUUAAAGGUAACUUACAAUUUACAGUUGAAGUCGGAAGUUUACAUACACUUGGGUUGGAGUCAUUAAAACUCGUUUUUCAACCACUCCACAAAUUUCUUGUUAACAAACUAUAGUUUUGGCAAGUCAGUUAGGACAUCUACUUUGUGCAUGACACAAGUAAAUUUUCCAACAAUUGUUUACAGACAGAUUAUUUCACUUAUAAUUCACUGUAUCACAAUUCCAGUGGGUCAGAAGUUUACAUACACUAAAUUGACUGUACCUUUAAACAGCUUGGAAAAUUCCAGAAAAUGAUGUCAUGGCUUUAGAAGAUUCUGAUAGGCUAAUUGACAUCAUUUGAGUCAAUUGGAGGUGUACCUGUGGAUGUAUUUCAAGGCUUACCUUCAAACUCACUACCUCUUUGCUUGGCAUCAUGGGAAAAUCAAAAGAAAUCAGCCAAGACUUCAGAAAAAAAAAUGGUAGACCUCCACAAGUCUGGUUCAUCCUUGGGAGCAAUUUCCAAAUGCCUGAAGGUACCACGUUCGUCUGUACAAACAAUAGUACGCACGUAUAAACACCAUGGGACCACGCAGCCAUCAUACCGCUCAGGAAGGAGACACAUUCUGUCUCCUCGAGAUGAACGUACUUUGGUGCGAAAACUGCAAAUCAAUCCCAGAACAACAGCAAAGGUCCUUGUGAAGAUGCUGGAGGAAACAGGUACAAAUGUAUGUAUAUCCACAGUAAAACAAGUCCUAUAUCGACAUAACCUGAAAGGUCGCUCAGCAAGGAAGAAGCCACUGCUCAAAAACCGCCAUAAAAAAGCCAGACUACGGUUUGCAACUGCACAUGGGGACCAAGAUCGUACUUUUUGGAGAAAUGUCCUCUGGUCUGAUGAAACUAAUAGAACUGUUUGGCCAUAAUGACCAUCGUUAUGUUUGGAGGAAAAAGGGGGUCGUUUGCAAGCCGAAGAACCCCAUCCCAACCGUGAAGCACGGGGGUGGCAGCAUCAUGCUGUGGGGGUGCUUUGCUGCAGGAGGGACUGGUGCACUUCACAAAAUAGAUGGCAUCAUGAGGAAGGACUUUGGAAAAUUAUGUGGAUAUAUUGAAGCAACAUCUCAAGACAUCAGUCAGGAAGUUAAAGCUUGGUCGCAAAUUGGUCUUCCAAAUGGACAAUGACCCCAAGCAUACUUCCAAAGUUGUGGCAAAAUGGCUUAAGGACAACAAAGUCAAGGUAUUGGAGUGGCCAUCACAAAGCUCUACAGGCCUACAAACCUGAUUCAGUUACACCAGCUCUGUCAGAAGGAAUGGGCCAAUAUUCACCCAACUUAUUGUGGGAAGCUUGUAGAAGGCUACCCGAAACAUUUGACCCAAGUUAAACAAUUUAAAGGCAAUGCUACCCAAUACUAAUUGAGUAUAUGUAAACUUCUGACCCACUGGGAAUGUGAUGAAAGAAAUAAAAGCCGAGGUAAAUCAUUCUCUCUACUAUUAUUCUGACAUUUCACAUUCUUAAAAUAAAGUGGUGAUGAUAACUGACCUAAGACAGGGAAUUUUUACUAGGAUUAAAUGUCAGGAAUUGUGAAAAACUGAGUUGAAAUGUAUUUGGCUAAGAUGUGUGUAAACUUCUGACUUCAACUGUACUCUCUUUGAGUGUGUCCCAAAUGGUACAUUAUCCCCUAAGUAGUGCACUACUUUUGACCAGUGCCCAUAUAGGAGCACCCUUUGACUAUAGAUCUAGGAUCAGAUAACUACACCAGUCAAAUACUUAACCAUGUGGAGUGUUAGGGAAAAACAGACUCCGUAUAAUUAUUUUAAGGGUAUGAAAGGGGGGGUAAGCAGCGGAGAGAAAAGUUGUGAACCUUGAGCUUAACCCUCUGAGCCCGACGAUCCUGAACAGAUGCUGUACCUUCUCUCUUACCCCCAUCUAUCUCCCUUAUCUUCCAAAUCCUCUCCUUGACGAUAUAGAGCGUGAAGUAGGCUAAAAACCCUAUAGCGGGGACAACCUAAAUUACAACAGCACUUCGACUCCUUUCCCCUAUCUCUUCCCUUCUCCCGUUUCCCCGCUCUCCCUCCUCCCCUCUCUAUCCCUCUCUUCUCUCUCUCUCUCCCCUCUCUCCCUCCUCCCCUCUCUCUUCCCCUUCUCUCCCUCCUCCCCCGUCUUCCUCCCUCUCCUCCCCUCUCUCUCUCCAGCUGCUCAUAUAGGUGUCGGUAUAAGUGGUCAGGAGGGGAUGCAGGCGGUCCUCUCCUCAGACUACUCCUUUGCUCAGUUCCGCUUCCUAGAGGUAAGACGGCCACUGACACACCAGAGACAUUUUUAAAUCAUAAUGCAAAACCCACCUUUUUAUCUUGGACUUUUAUCAGUGAUUUAAUGUUCUAUUAGUCUAUUUUGUUGUUUAAAUAAAGUUUGUUUUGAUUUCAUUGACAGCGCCUCCUCCUGGUCCACGGUCGCUGGUCCUACCUGAGGAUGUGUAAGUUCCUGCGUUACUUCUUCUACAAGAACUUCACCUUUACCUUCGUCCACUUCUGGUACGCCUUCUUCUGCGGAUUCUCAGCACAGGUAAGAGAGAAAGAAAGAGGGAAGAGAGAGGGAAGAGAGAGGGAGAGAGAGGGGAGAGAGAGGGGAGAGAGAGGGAAGAGAGAGGGAAGAGAGAGGGGAGAGAGAGGGAGAGAGAGGGGAGAGAGAGGGAGAGAGGGGGAGAAGAGGGGGGAGAAGAGGGGAGAGAGGGGGGAGAAGAGGGGAGAGAGAAGAGGGGGGAGAAGAGGGGAGAGAGGGGGGAGAAGAGGGGAGAGAGACCCUCCACGGCGCUUGUAACGACAGGGUAGUGGGUUCGAACCCCGGGACCACCCAUACACAAAAAUGUAUGCACGCAUGACUGUAAGUCGCUUUGGAUAAAAGCGUCUGCUAAAUGGCAUAUUAUUAUUAUAUUAUUAUUUUAAUUUCUUAAACUCUAGCCAACCCAUGCCCAAUUCUAAAGCAACUCCUAUACUCCUCUACUCCUAUUGCUUUAAAGCCCCAUGCAGUCAUUAGAUUUUUAAAUCAUCACUGUAUGCCUAAUAAAUCACUGUGUGUGUUUAUUUCAUGAAAAUAACUCCAAAUAUAUGUUUAAUAAUUUAUUUCCCUAAGCCUCCUUUUGCCAUUGAACUACUCAAUCUGAUCAUAACUCCUGAGUGGCGCAGUGGUCUAAGGCACUUUAUCGCAGUGCUAACUGUCCCACUAGAGAUCCUGGUUUGAAUCCAGGCUCUGUCGCAGCCGGCCGCGACCGGGAGACUCAUGGGCGGCGCACAAUUGGCCCAGCGUCGUCCAGGGUAGGGGAGGGAAUGGCCGGCAGGGAUGUAGCUCAGUUGAUAGAGCAUGGCGUUUGCAACGCCAGGGUUGUGGGUUCGUUUCCCAGGGGGGGGCCAGUAUAAAAAAAUAUAUAUAUAUGUAUUCACUAACUGUAAGUCGCUCUGGAUAAGAGCGUCUGCUAAAUGACUAAAAUGUAAAUGUAAAAAUCAUGUGGGCGUGUUGAUACAAAUGCUUAUUUAUUUACAUACACAGUCCUGAUUGGCAGAUAGAAUCAUCUAAGCUCUAGAGCCUACCCCGCUUACCACUUUAAAGUAGGAGGAUACAAAUGCAAAUAAAAGAUGACUGGUCAUUGGUCAGAAUAAUCAGAUCAGAUUGGGGCGGCAGGUAGGUUAGCGGUUAAGAGCGUAGUGCCAGUAACUGAAAGGUCGCUGGUUCUAAUCCCCGAGCCGACUAGGUGAAAAAUCUGUCGAUGUGCCCUUGAGCAAGGCACUUAACCCUAAUUGCUCCUGUAAGUUUCUCUGGAUAAGAGCGUCUGCUAAAUGACAAAAAAAUGCACAAUUGGUCUAGCAUCGUCCGGGUUAGGGGAGGGUUUGGCUCAUUGCGCUCUAGCGCCUCCUUGUGGCGGGCCUGGCGCCUGCAGGCUUACUUCGGUUUUCCUCCAACACAUUGGUGCUGCUGGCUUCCGGGUUAAGCGAGUGGGUGUUAAGAAGUGCGGUUUGGUGGGUCAUGUUUCGGAGGACGCAUGAAUCGACCUUUGCCUCCUGAUGAGACAAGAUCGUAAUUGGGGAGAAAAAGGGGGUAGAAAAUAUGUAUAAUAAAAAACAUUUACUCUUACACUAAAAAGGGCAUUAUCAUCAUUUAUACAAUUUCAGAGUGUUAUUUGGCCCUCAUAGCGUGGAAGUCUCUUUAUUUAUUUUACAAGAAAAUCAUGUUUUUGACUGCACUGCCCCUUUUAACAACUAUUCAGUAUCUUCAGAUAUAAGGUUAUUUGUCUCUGAUCUGGUUGUGUUUCUUCCAGACGGUGUAUGACGAGUGGUUCAUCACAUUGUAUAACCUAGUCUACACAGCUCUACCUGUACUGGGCAUGAGUCUGUUUGACCAGGUAAAAGUGUGUGAUGUGAAUGUGUUUGUAUGUUCGUGCGCAGGAAUGAAUGUGUUUAUGCAAAGUGCGUGUGCAUUUCUUAUGUUUCUCCGACACAUUUUAAGAUUUGUGCAAUUUAUCAUGUUUCCUAUCUCUGUCUCCCCCUGGUGUCCAGGAUGUGAAUGACAUGUGGAGUUCCCAGCACCCCCAGCUGUACAUUCCAGGCCAGAUGAAUCAGUACUUCAGUAAGACAGCCUUCUUUAAGUGUUCCCUCCACAGUGUCUACAGCUCAGUGGUGCUGUUCUUCAUCCCCUUUGCUGCCAUGUGCGACACGGUCCGAGACGACGGCCGAGACAUUGCUGACUACCAGUCCUUCGCCCUGCUGGCCCAGACCUGUCUGGUCAUCACUGUCUGUUUACAGGUACAGUACAAUACAAUACAUUACAGUAAAUUACAUUACUUUACAGUACAAUAAAUAACAUUACAGUACAUUACAGUACAGUAAAAUACAUUGCAGUACAAUAAAUUACAGUAUAGUAUAAUACAUUAUAUUACAGUACAGUACAAUACAGUACAAUACAUUGCAUUACAGUACAGUAAUUACAGUACCAUGCAUUACAGUACAAUAUAUUACAGUACAAUACAUUGCAUUACAGUACAAUGCAUUACAGUACAGACAGACAGUACAAUACAAUACAUUAGAGUACAGUAAAAUAAAUUACAUUACAGUACAGUAAAGUACAUUACAGUAAAGUACAAUAAAAUACAUUACAGUGCAUUACAUUACAGUACUAUACAUUACAGUAUAGUAUAAUAAAUUACAGUACAUUACAUUACAGUAAAAUACAGUACAAUACAUUAAAGUACAAUACAUUGCAUUACAGUAAUUACAGUACAAUACAUUACAGUACAAUACAUUACAGUACAGUACAAUACAUUAAAGUACAAUACAUUGCAUUACAGUAAUUACAGUACAAUACAUUACAGUACAAUACAUUGCAUUACAGUAAUUACAGUACAAUGCAUUACAGUACAGACAGCACAGUACAUUGGGACCACAGUCAACUACUGGGGGAAAAAAAUGUAAAUUGACCCAGAUUUCUAAACUUUGACUUGAGAAGGCUAGACCCUAAUUUCUAUGAUGAACUACCUGCCCUGAUUGAAUACUAUUAGUCCAUGGACAUGUCCGUGUGUCUGUCUGUCUGUCGUUGCUUGUCAGUUGGUGUCCGUCUUUAUUAAUCAGUUAUAUAUAUUCCCCCCUCUCUGUACUGUAGCUGGGUCUAGACCUGUCUUACUGGACAGCGGUGAACCAGUUCUUUGUGUGGGGGAGUCUGGCCAUGUACUUUACUGUCACCUUCACCAUGUACAGCAACGGCACGUACCUCAUCUCCCCUGCAUCCUUCCCCUUCAUCGGUGAACAGCACACUCACAACUCAACACUACACGUCAUGAAACACUAUCUUGACCCGAGACAAACUCUAGACCUAGCCUGUAAAUCUGAAGGAACAAGAUAUAGGAGUAAGCAGUGUUGUUUACAUUCAUUUUAAAGAUGUUUGUGUGUGUGUGUGUGUGUGUGUGUGUAUAUAUAUGUCUGUCUGUGUCUGUGUGUGUGUGUGUGUAUGUGUGUGUGUGACUCCACUGUAUGCACCAGGCACAGCCAGGAACUCCCUGAACCAGCCCAACGUAUGGCUGACCAUCCUCCUCACCGCCAUCCUCUGUGUACUUCCUGUGGUCGCCUACCGCUUCCUGUUGAUACAGCUCCGCCCCACCAUCAACGACAAGGUGGGACCAUUGACCAAUCACACGUUGGCUUCUAGGAACACUGACCAAUCACACACUGUCUUCUAGGAAUACUAACCAAUCACACUAUUCACCUGCUCUCUCACGAUAACCAAAAGUUGGGGUCUUAUAAAGGGAACAGGUGGAAAUCUGACCUACAAUCCUAGUAUGAGUCUCAAAUAGCACCCUAUUCCCUUUAUAGUACACUACUUUAGACCAGGGCUCAUUAUGGGUAUAGGGUGCCAUUUGUGACACAUCCCUACUGAAUCUAAGAUUAACCCUAUCCCUCCCCUUCCCACCAGGUGAUGUUCAAGGUGAGACAGGCCAAGGCCGCGCCCCCUCCCCCAGCACGCCGCGCCCGGAUUCGCCGCACCAGCUCCCGCCGUUCCGGCUACGCCUUCUCGCAUGCAGCGGGCUAUGGGGACCUGGUGACGUCCAACCGUUUCCUGCGCCGUCCCGCCGUCACGCGCUCCACCGCUUUCACCCCUCUGGGACGCACCACAGGGUUCAGCCCCACGGGCCGCUCGGCAGGAUACAGCCCCACUGGGAACGCUCUGAACUCCAGACCACAGGAUGUGGAGGUGACAUCACUGCAAAUGUACCGCACGGUGCCAGACCCCGCCUUCUGAUGUACCGCACAGUGCCCGCCUUACGUCAGAUCACAUUCAUAUAUUAGCCAUUUCUGACACUCACUUAGAUAAUUAAUUUGAUGAUACAGCAGUAGCAAUACAAGGAUAUAACAUCUAUAGAAGACACAGAAAUGCUUAUGGGGGAGGUGUUGCUAUAUAUAUACAGAGCCAUAUCCCUGUAAUGCUUAGAGAAGAUCGUAUGUCAAGUGUUAUUGAAGUGUUGUGGUUGCAGGUUCACUUGCCACAUCUAAAGCCUUUUCUUUUGGUUGUUGCUAUAGGCCACCUAGUGCUAACAGUCAGUAUCUAAAUAAUAUGUGUGAAAUGCUUGAUAGUGUAUGUGAUGUAAACAGAGAGGUCUACUUUCUUGGGGACCUGAAUAUUGACUGGUUUUCAUCAAGCUGUCCGCUCAAGAGGAAGCUUCUCACUGUAACCAGUGCCUGUAAUCUGGUUCAGGUUAUUAAUCUUCCUACUAUGGUGUUUGCAAAUACUACAGGAACAAGAUCAUCCACAUAUAUUGAUCACAUUUUUACUAAUACUGUAGAACUUUGUUCUAAAGCUGUAUCCGCACCCAUUGGAUGCAGUGAUCACAAUAUAGUGGCUAUAUCCAGGAAAGCCAAAGUUCCAACAGCUGGGCCUAAAAUAGUGUAUAAGAGAUCAUACAAAACAUUUUACGGUGACUCUUAUGUGGAUGAUGUAAAAAAUAUUUGUUGGUCUGAUGUGAUUAAUAAGGAGCAUCCAGACACUGCACUUGAUGAAUUUAUGAAAUUGCUUCUUCUUAUUGAUAAACAGGCACCUGUUAGGAAACUGACUGUUAGAACUGUUAAGGCUCCAUGGAUUGAUGAGGAAUUGAAAAACUGUAUGCUUGAAAGAGACGGGGCAAAAGGAGUGGCUAAUAAGUCUGGCUGCACAUCUGACUGGCUGACUAACUGCAAAUUGAGAAAUUAUGUGACUAAACUCAACAUAAAGAAGAAGAAACUGUAUUAUGAAAGCCAAGAUCAAUGAUGGAAAAAAACUUGAGUACUUUAAAUGAAAUUAUGGGCAGAAAGACAAAUUCAACUCCAUCUUUCAUUGAAUCAGAUGGCUUAUUCAUCACAAAACCAUUUGAUGUUGCCAAUUACUUUAAUUGCUUCAUUGACAAAGUGGGCAAACUUAGGCAGGAAAUGCCAACAAUGAACACUGAGCCAACAUACUUAUGCAUAACAAAAGCAAGUAAUGAAAGAAAAGCAUUGCAAGUUUGAAUUUUGUGAAGUUAGUGUGGGAGAGGUGGAAAAAUUAUUAUCGAUCAAUAAUGACAAACCUCCUGUCAUUGACAACUUAGAUGGAAAGCUACUGAGGAUGGUAGCUGACUCUAUAGCCACUCCUAUCUGUCAAAUAUUUAAUCUGAGCCUAGAAGAAAGUCUUUGUCCUCAGGCCUGGAGGGAAGCCAAAGGCAUUCCGCUACCCAAGAGUGGUAAAGCGGCCUUUACUGGUUCUAAAAGCAUACCUAUUAGCUUGCUGCCAGCUCGUAGCAAACUGUUGGAAAGAAAUUGUGUUUGACCAAAUACAGUGCUAUCUCUCUGUAAGCAAAUUAACAACAGACUUUCAGCAUGCUUAUAGAGGACACUCAACAUGUACUGCAAUGACACAAAUGACUGAUGAUUGGUUGAAAUAAAUUGAUAUGAAGAAGAUUGUGGGAGCUGUACUGUUAGAUUUCAGUGCAGCCUUUGAUAUUAUUGACCAUAACCUGCUGUUGAGAAAACAUAUGUGUUAUGGCUUUUCAACCUCUGCCAUAUUGUGGAUUCAGAGCUAUCUAUCUAAUAGAACUCAGAGGGUUUUCUUUAAUGGAAGCAUCUCUAAUGUCAAAAUGUAAAGUGUGGCGUACCGCAGGGCAGCUCUCUAGACCGUCUACUCUUUUCAAUUUUGACCAAUAACCUGCCACUGGCAUUAAACAAAGUAUAUGUGUCCUUGUAUGCUGAUGAUUCAACCAAAUACGCAUCAGCAACCACAGCUAAUGAAGUCACUGAAACCCUUAACAAAGAGUUGCAGUCUGUUUUGGAAUGGGUGACCAGUAAUAAACUGGCUCUGAACAUCUCUAAAACUAAGAGCAUUGUAUUUGGUACAAAUCAUGAAUGUGUUGGAAAUUCCAAAUUGUUUGCAUAGUCAACUUACACACUGCACCGACCUCACCAGACAUGCCACCAGGGGUCUUUUCACAGUCCCCAGGUCCAGAACAAAUUCAAGGAAACGUACAGUAAUAUACAGAGCCAUAAGUGUAUGGAACUCCCUUCCAUCUUAUAUAGCGCAAGUGAACAGCAAACCUGGUUUCAAAAAACAAAUAAACGAACACCUCACGGCACACCGCCUCUCCCCCAUGUGACCUACAUGUUGUGUGUAUGUACUGACAUGUAUGUGGAACUACGAUGCAGACACACUACACGUUCAUAUUUUUUAAAUGCAUGUCAAUUGUAAAGUAUUUGGUCUGUCUUUUUCGUUAUGUGUCAGACCCCAGUAAGACUAGCUGUCGCCAUUGGCGUUGGCUAAAGGGGAUCCUAAUAAAUCGAAAUAGAGUAACUGUACAAAUCUCUACAGGAACAGAAUUCUUUGAGCAUUCCAAAGACAGACACUUGUGUCUGGUUGGUCACACCAUCAGAAAUAUGAAACACUGUUUUCUCCUUUUUCCUGCCUCACUCCAUCUCCUGUUCCACUCCUUGGCCGUGUGUCCCAUCAAGUCUCUUCUCAUGGGGAAAUGUGCCUCUACAGAUCAACUGUAUACUGUAAAAGCCCUGUGUCAGGACAGAUUGACUGAGAGAUUCUCUCAGGCUGUCAAAGGAGGAUAUACUAUACUGACUCAGUGCUGUGACACCAUAGGGAAGCAGUAAACCAAAGGCCAGUCCAAACAUCUGAGUCAUAGGCUUCAUGCCUUAUUCCAAGCCUCGUACGACCAUCCUGAUCAUGGAUUCAUUACAUUACAUUUACAUUUUAGUCAUUUAGCAGACGCUCUUAUCCAGAGUGACUGACAGUUAGUGAAUACAUAUCUUUUUUUUUAUUUAUAUACUGGCCCCCCGUGGGAAUCGAACCCACAACCCUGGCGUUGCAAACGCCAUGCUCUAUCAACUGAGCUACAUCCCUGCCGGCCAUUCCCUCCCCUACCCUGGACGACGCUGGGCCAAUUGUGCGCCGCCCAUGAGUCUCCCGGUCGCGGCCGGCUACGACAGAGCCUGGAUUCGAACCAGGAUCUCUAGUGGCACAGUUAGCACUGCGAUGCAGUGCCUUAGACCACUGCGCCACUCAGGAGUACUCUAUUCAAAACACACAGACAAAACACACAGAUUCAAUCAGUGUAGUGAAACGGAAUGUAAACUUGCAAGAUCAGGAUGGUGGUACAAGGCUAGCUUCUUCCAUAACUCAACCAGCCCUCUACUCUUCCACUGUGAUGAUAUCCAAUCAAAUCAAAUAUUAUUGGUCACAUACACAUAUUUAGCAGACGUUAUUGCGGGUCUAUGCAAUCACACAGGUGAAGAGAUGUACUGUACACUCCAACACUAACCAGAGGGAGAUGGAGUGACAUGUUUAUGGGUCGACAUCCUGUCUGGCCAAGACGGAUUGUGGGAGUCAAGAUGGAGGGCAACUCCAGCAGAAUCCCGAUUGUAUGAUGGAGUGUUUUUGUCCUUUAAAACCAAGCAAUGUUUUAGUCCUUUUAUACUCAUUUGAAUUAAAAACUACUUGUGGACUUGAUUCAAUUAUUUAAGACAUUUGUUUUUAUAGAGAUGGAAUAGAUCUAGCUUCUGUUCACUGAUUUAGCCCUCAUCCAACGGCUAAAUCAGUGUUUAUCCUGAAUGGGAUAGUGACAUGGUUAGCAUGCUAGCCAUUAGCCUCUGGACCAGCUACACGUUAAUGCCAAAAUAAUGGAAACACUUGAGUAAAUGAGGGAUAGAGAGUAUAUUGAAAGCAGGUGCUCCCACACAGGUGUGGUUCCUGAGUAAAUUAAGCAAUUAACAUCCCAUCAUGCUUAGGGUCAUGUAUAAAAAUGCUAGGCAGGCCAUUAUUUUGGCUACCAUUGCUAUGCCCCCAUCCACAGGGCACGAGUGGUUACUGAAUGGUUUGAUGACCAUGAAAACGAUGUAAACCAUAGGCCAUGACAAGAUCUCAACCCAAUUGAACACUUAUGGGAGAUUCUUGGGAGGUGCCUGAGACAGCGUUUUCCACCACAAUUAACAGAACACAAAAUUAUGGAAUUUCUCAAGGAAGAAUGGUGUCGCAUUCCUCCAAUAGAGUUCCGGACACUUGUAGAAUCUAUGCUAAAGUGCAUUGAAGCUGUUCUGGCCCAACGCCCUGUUAAGACACUUUAUGUUGGGGUUUCCUUUAUUUUGGCAGUUACCUGUAGGUCCCAAUACAACAUGAUGACACAAGUUGAGAGGCACAGGGACAGCCGUGGAGUAGCGGCCAUCGGAUGAAGAGCCAUGUAGGUGUUACGUGCCUUGCUCUAGGGCACAAUGCCAGGAAACAGUACCUGGGAGCAGAGCCUAGCACCAGCGAGGCAGUAGACACAAGGUUGCUGUUUCAACCCCCGGACAGAGCUGGGCAGUAAUGAUGUAAUUUUUUUUCACUUAUGUUACGAACCCCGUGGCUUUAAAAGUCUAGGGUGGAUGGAAAGAGACCCAUAACAUAACUCAUGCGAAUUAGAAUAUUGCCAAGGAACAGUGAAAACAAAAAUACACCGACAACCAAAAAGCUACCGUCAAACACAAAAAUGUAUAUUAUAAACACACAGUAAAGGUUUGGGGAAAAGGGGCUAAGCAGGACCCAAGGAAUUAAAUAAUGUCAAAAAAAACUAUACUGAUCUUGCCUGCCUCAAGAACCGCUAAGCUUACUACUAACUACAAAAAAAUACAGUGGGUGGUCCGCUCAAGUCUAACUAGUGUUUUUAGACAAAGUUUUCCUACGGGUAGUGUAUGCCCAAGGGCGACUUGCUAAAACUCCCCUUUUCCCAGGAACAAACAUAGUUACCAUAUGGAGUAAACAGCAAAUGAGUGAGAACACAAAAAAAAAAAAAAAAGAUACCACAGUAUUCAUACUCACAAACAACAACUGACUGGCUUUUUAAACAAGGGGAUGUGUGAUGUGAUUGGGUAAUGAAAACCAGAAACAGGUGGUGCAAUACAGAGGAGUUUCCACUGAUUGGUCCACCUCAGCAAUCUGCAGACGAACGGAUGUCGGACACACCAACGACCACCAAUCAGGAAAACAAAGGACACCUGUGAUAAGGACAGAAGGAGAGGAAAUACACAUACAGGAUACCUGUAUCUGUAACAACUUAUUUGAAUAUUUCAGCAUUCAUUUUUAAAAACACCCGUGGCAAUAUGACGUCAACUGUUUUAUAAUUUAUAUGAAUUUAAACACGGUUGGUAAUAGAGAAAGAUGUUAGACUUUUAUAAUGAGUCACUUAACAUUACACCAGUCUGCUAGUCAUGAGUGAUAUGUUAUAUUAGAGAGGAGUCAUCUAUACACAUCUAUUUUAGACCAUAGGAGAAAUAUCAGAUUGAAAUAGCUUCUCUAAACUAAGGGGAAACAUAAUCUGAGCAGAGAGCAACAAUAGAAAAGAGAUUACAUGCAUAUCCAUUGACUUAUAGCAAGUGCUGGAUGUCAGUCAAGUGUUCAAUAAAAGGUGAAAAGGGAACUCCAGUCUGCACACUGAUUAUGCUCCCAUGUGAAUGUAUUAGACAGAGAUUUAGUGGUCGAAACACUGUCUAAUACAUUCACAUGAAAGCAACAAUAGACACAUCGUUAGCUCUGACAGACUUAAAACUCCAAUACAUCCAGGUACUGUAGGUGUGGCAGCAGUAUUGAUCACAGAUCUCCACAGUACAUGUAAUUAUCCAGGAGAGGGAGCUAGAAACACAUCCUCCCCAAAUUCAAAACCUCUGGCAAGUUCCCAAACUGAAUGUGGGACAGGGUUUUUAUUUUACUAUAAUAAAAAGGCAUUCCUUUUCCAUGAAUACAAUUUUAAAAUCAUUUCUGAUGGGUUUUUUUUUUUUUUAAGUCACUGGCGAUUAUAUAUCCCAUAUCACAACAAGUGUAUGCUAUUGUGCAAUGGAACCAAUGGAAUAGUCCCAAAAGUGCAGCACAACAAAUUCAAGCACAACAUAUUAUUUCAAGUAGGCCAAUUUUUCAAGUAGGCUAGACAAGGCAAGGUAGUCAGCAUUUGUUAUUGUUGCGCUAUUAGACAAGUAGAACUGAUUUGGCCCAGUAGACCCACUGGAGUUGGCUGCACAUCAGAGACUAUUCCAAGCCUGGGUGAAGGUCUGUUGUGAUAUCGUUCCAACUCCUUGUCACUCAUUUUCAUGCCAAACAGGGUUGUCAUGACAAUGACAGCAAUGGACCAGGCUAUACCAUUCCAGAAUAUGUAAAAUAUGUUGUAGCCUAGGCCUAUGCUCCAGGCCAGGCAGGUCUGUAAUGAUGGUGACUGAGGCAGAUAGGCCAGCUGGGCUUGCUCGCCUUGGGCCUAGAAACCAGUGCCUUACGCCAGGGGUCCUCGGGAUCCUUGAGACGUCCCCACCCCAUUGAAGUUGUAAUUUAAAAUGGUUAAGGUUAGGGUUAGGUAAGGGUUACGGUUAAGUUUAGGGUUUAGAGUAGGGACGUCCUAAGGAUCCCGGAUAGCACUAACCCUUAUGCCAGGGCCCAGCCAGGGGCGUGGUGGAAAUGACUGAGCCGACUGAGCCCAGUCCAUAUUGGGCUGCUUACUGGCUGCUACUGAUGAUCUAUUCUUAGCUGUAUGAGAACAUGGCUAUGGUUCCGGAACCCUCCUAGCUCCUGUAUUCUUAGCUGUCCAAAAUUCUAACUUUUCCCUCAGGUCCUGGUCGGGUCUUGUUUGAUUGCCAUCAGAUCGCCUAUAGCACAUUUAUUUUACUCUAAUAAGGUGAAUUUAUUGACUUAUAGAAGGCUUAGCCAACAUAUAAAGUAUAUUUCUUAACCAGAAGAUAAACUUGUCUGAUAAACAUACUUUUUUUUGUCACUUGGGUCCAAUCGGGUCUGAUCUAGACCCGGACCAGUUAGCGUAUGGGUCCAGUCUAGGUCUGGUUUUCGCCGGGUCCAUUUGGGUUUGGGUCUGAUUGUCCCCUUUACAAAAAAAAUAUUGGGUCUAUUCGGGUCCGGGUCUGAUUGUCAUCGGGUCCGUUCAGGUCCAGGUCCAACUUUUUGCACCCGAGAAGUCCUCAAGCUCCAUUCCUCUCUCGUUUGCAAACAGGAGACAAAUAGCACGUGUACUGGGCGUGUCUUAGCUAAACGUCACCAACCCCUAAGCCAAUGAUUUUAUCAGAUAUUUAAAUAUAUUUGUUUAAUCAAAACCCGUCUGAACGCUGAGCUCUGGUUGGUUCGUGGAAGUCCAACUGACCAAUCGCUUAAAUGACAGGUGCCCAGCUGACCGUAAACCCCGCCUCCUAUUGAUUUUUCAUCAAACCCCGGAAACAUCGUUGUUUAAAGAGGCACUGAGCAUUUCAUGGCGGACGUCUUCGAUGAACACAGCUGAAUCGCAGAAAAGCAAAUACGAGCGACGUAGCCAGCCAGUCUGCAAAAUAGCUAGCUACUUGUGUUCAGAGAGAAGAGGAGAGACUACAAGACUGAUUUUAUUUUAUAUUUUUCGAUGACCGACGCUGCAAUCAACCUUUUUCGAAGCUAGCUAACGUUUAGAUAGCAAACCCAUAUUUGAAUUUAAACAGAGACGCUUGAUGUGAAAUCGGUCAGGGCUGUCCCGCAGCGAAAAUAAAAGGCCAAAACUGCGUUUCUGAGACGAAGGGAAUGUCUAAUUAACAUCCCUGUACGUGUCAAGCCUGUCAUUCCCUUCUUCUAGCUGCGCUGGUGAGUAACAAAGCUUUUUCAUGGUCAGUGAAUUCUGUUCUUUUUCCUUCCCUAUACUGAAAACUAGUUGGCUAACGGCUGUUUUACGGUUUACAUUUAGGAUUUAUCGUGGAAAAACACUGUCGAUAUUGUACUAUUUGUAAUGACUUUAUAAUAACCACACAUGUAUUUCAUGGUUAUACAUGUGAACAGUGAUCUUUGUGAAAAACAUACAAAUGAUGCAAGACAUCAAGGCAGCUGGCUACAUGGUAGUUUAGAACUUUGCAGUAUUGCAUUAUUUUCUUUGCCCUUGCCAUUUGAAAUACCAGACAAGCCCAGAUGACAACGUCAUGACACACACAAACACACACACACACACACACACACACUUACUGUAUGUCUGCCUAGGGGGCGUUCCUCUGCUUUGUUUUCCUUCACACAAAAAACUUGUGCGUGUACAGAAUAAGAACAAGGAGAUGAAGUCCAAUCCCGCUGGUUUGCAAUGCACACAGUCUGCAAUCCAUGCAUGCCUUGACUUAACUACAUACAGAUGCAAUGCAUUUGCGUGGUACUGUACUGUCUGUAGGUCGUAGCCUAUGUUUAUUUUUCUUUAUUUAACUAGGCAAGUCAGUUAAGAACAAAUUCUUAUUUACAAUGAUGGCCUACACCGGCCAAACCCGGACGACGCUGGGCCAAUUGUGCGCCGCCCUAUGGGACUCCCAAUCAUGGCCGGUUGUGAUACAGCCUGGAAUCGAACCAGGGUGUCUGUAGUGACGCCUCUAGUACUGAGAUGCAGUGCCUUAGACCACUGCGCCACUCGGGAGCCCCGAGUGGGUGAGGAAGGGGUGUGGAACUCACUACCACACAUGCUAUAAAUCUUUGAGUUGAUUACGGUAUAAUGGCGGUCAAAUAAUCUUAAUAAUAUUGCUGUAACUAACAGCAUAGGAGAGGAAGGGAAUCCCCCUGUCCAAAGCGCUAGCUGGGUUUCAUUGUUCUGUAAGAGGAGAUGGAACUAGAUAGAUGGAAAUGCAUUGGAGGGAAGCUAUCAUCUGGGAGAUGGCACCUGUGGACCAAUGUACUGACUGAAGCUACAAUGUUGCAGUUAUUACUGCUGCUAUGUUUCAUAACUACAUUGUUGCAGUAGGCUAGUAGCCUUUGCUACUGUGAUAAGAAGUGCAGUGACAUGUGUGUGUGAUUGAGCAGAGCUGCAGGGCCCUUAUCUUUGUGUUCACAAGCAAGAUAGCAUUGGCAAACACAUUAUACACACACACACACACACAUUAUAUACACACAGUCUUUACAGUACCAACACCCACACACACACAAACUAAAAACUAUACUCCUAUACAAUACACACUAAAAACUGUACUCAAAUACAACACACACCAGGGGCUUAGCCAGGAAUCUGUUGGUGGCUGGGCCUGCAAAAAUAAUGUAUAAUUGUUUUGUUUUUGGUCAAUCUGAUUGGGUGGGCCUGUCAAGGCCUACACCCCUGACACACAGUGCACUUUCUUAUCUCUGACCUGCCCUUGCAGUGCUCAGACAAGCCCCUCCUCUCUCUCUUUUCAAUUCAAUUUCAAUUUAAGUUGCUUUAUUGGCAUGGGAAACAUAUGUUUACAUUACCAAAGCAAGUGAAAUAGAUAGUAAACAAAAGUGAAAUAAACAUUAUUUUAUUUAUUUAUUUUUACAGUAAACAUUACACUCACAAAAGUUCAAAAAGAAUAAAGACAUUUCAAAUGUCAUAUUAUGUGCAAAUAGUUAAAGUACAAAAGGGAAAAUAAAUAAACAUAUAUGGGUUGUAUUUACAAUGGUGUUGGAUCUUCACUGGUUGCCCUUUUCUUGUGGCAACAGGUCACAAAUCUUGCUGCUGUGAUGGCACACUGUGGUAUUUCACCCAAUAGAUAUGGGAGUUUAUCAAUAUUGGGUUUGUUCUCAAAUUCUUUGUUAGAUCUGUGUAAUGAGGGAAAUACAGUGGGGAAAAAAAGUAUUUAGUCAGCCACCAAUUAUGAAAGUUCUCCCACUUAAAAAGAUGAGAGAGGCCUGUAAUUUUCAUCAUAGGUACACGUCAACUAUGACAGACAAAUUGAGGAAAAAAAAUCUAGAAAAUCACAUUGUAGGAUUUUUAAUGAAUUUAUUUGCAAAUUAUGGUGGAAAAUAAGUAUUUGGUCAAUAACUAAAGUUUCUCAAUACUUUGUUAUAUACCCUUUGUUGGCAAUGACACAGGUCAAACGUUUUCUGUAAGUCUUCACAAGGUUUUCACAGACUGUUGCUGGUAUUUUGGCCCAUUCCUCCAUGCAGAUCUCCUCUAGAGCAGUGAUGUUUUGGGGCUGUCACUGGGCAACACGGACUUUCAACUCCCUCCAAAGAUUUUCUAUGGGGUUGAGAUCUGGAGACUGGCUAGGCCACUCCAGGACCUUGAAAUGCUUCUUACGAAGCCACUCCUUCGUUGCCCGGGCGGUGUGUUUGGGAUCAUUUUCAUGCUGAAAGACCCAGCCACGUUUCAUCUUCAAUGCCCUUGCUGAUGGAAGGAGGUUUUCACUCAAAAUCUCACGAUACAUGGCCCCAUUCAUUCUUUCCUUUACACGGAUCAGUCGUCCUGGUCCCUUUGCAGAAAAACAGCCCCAAAGCAUGAUGUUUCCACCCCCAUGCUUCACAGUAGGUAUGGUGUUCUUUGGAUGCAACUAAGCAUUCUUUGUCCUCCAAACACGACGAGUUGAGUUUUUACCAAAAAGUUAUAUUUUGGAUUCAUCUGACCAUAUGACAUUCUCCCAAUCCUCUUCUGGAUCAUCCAAAUGCACUCUAGCAAACUUCAGACGGGCCUGGACAUGAACUGGCUUAAGCAGGGGGACACGUCUCGCACUGCAGGAUUUGAGUCCCUGGCGGCGUAGUGUGUUACUGAUGGUAGGCUUUGUUACUUUGGUCCCAGCUCUCUGCAGGUCAUUCACUAGGUCCCCCCGUGUGGUUCUGGGAUUUUUGCUCACCGUUCUUGUGAUCAUUUUGACCCCACGGGGUGAGAUCUUGCGUGGAGCCCCAGAUCGAGGGAGAUUAUCAGUGGUCUUGUAUGUCUUCCAUUUCCUAAUAAUUGCUCCCACAGUUGAUUUCUUCAAACCAAGCUGCUUACCUAUUGCAGAUUCAGUCUUCCCAGCCUGGUGCAGGUCUACAAUUUUGUUUCUGGUGUCCGUUGACAGCUCUUUGGUCUUGGCCAUAGUGGAGUUUGGAGUGUGACUGUUUGAGGUUGUGGACAGGUGUCUUUUAUACUGAUAACAAGUUCAAACAGGUGCCAUUAAUACAGGUAACGAAUGGAGGACAGAGGAGCCUCUUAAAGAAGAAGUUACAGGUCUGUGAGAGCCAGAAAUCUUGCUUGUUUGUAGGUGACCAAAUACUUAUUUUCCACCAUAAUUUGCAAAUAAAUUCAUUAAAAAUCCUACAAUGUGAUUUUCUAGAUUUUUUUUUCUCAAUUUGUCUGUCAUAGUUGACGUGUACCUAUGAUGAAAAUUACAGGCCUCUCUCAUCUUUUUAAGUGGGAGAAAUUGCACAAUUGGUGGCUGACUAAAUACUUUUUUUCCCCACUGUAUGUGUCUCUAAUAUGGUCAUACAUUUGGCAGGAGGUUAGGAAGUGCAGCUCAGAUUCCACCUCAUUUUGUGGGCAGUGUGCACAUAGGCCGCCGUAGGCAGAUCUGCCUCUCAAGAGAAGAUGGGCUCUCUCAAUAGCAAAGCUAUGCUCACUGAGUCUGUACAUAGUAAAAGCUUUCCUUAAGUUUGGGUCAGUCACAGUGGUCAGGUAUUCUGCCAACUGUGCACUCUCUGUUUAGGGCCAAAUACAUUCUAGUUUGCUCCAUUUUUGUUGUUAAUUCUUUCCAAUGUGUGAAGUAUUAUUAUUUUUAAAAAAUUAUGUAUAAUUUUGUACAUUAUUAGCUCAGAAAGUGUUUUGUAUCAUUACAUACAGCCGGGAAAAACUAUUGGAUAUCAGAGCGACGGUAACUCUCCAGUAUUACGACCAGGAAUACGACUUUCCCGAAGCAGAUCCUUUGUUUGCUCUCCCCAGAGCAACUGAACUGAUUCCAGCGGCUGACCCAAAACAUCGCCGGCGGAGGAGAGGCACUCGGAGCGGCCUGCUGGUUCGAUUUAGGAGGCGUGCACACCACCCUCCGCUUCCAAGGAUACUACUCGCUAAUGUUCAGUCUCUGGUGAUCAAGGUCGACGAGCUCCGGGCAAAUAUUUAUUUCCAGAGUGACAUCAAGGCCUGUAACAUACUUUGUUUCACGGAAACAUGGCUCUCUGGGGAUAUUCUGACGAAAUCGGUCCAGCCAGAUGGGUUCUCAGUUCAUUGCGCAGACAGGAAUAAAUAUCUCUCCGGGAAGCAGAAGGGCGGAGGUGUGUGUGUUUCAUGAUUAACGACUCAUGGUGUAAUUGUAGUAACAUACAGGAACUCAAGUCCUUUUGUUCACCUGACCUAGAAUACCUCACAAUCAAAUGCCGACCGUAUUAUCUCCCAAGAGAAUUUUCGUUGGUUAUAGUCACGGCCAUGUAUAUCCCCCCUCAAGCCGAUACCACGACGGCCUUCCAAUAACUUAAUAAUAAUAAUAAUAUGCCAUUUAACAGACGCUUUUAUCCAAAGCGACUUACAGUCAUGCGUGCAUACAUUUUUGUGUAUGGGUGGUCCCGGGGAUCGAACCCACUACCUUUGCGUUACAAGCGCCGUGCUCUACCAGCUGAGCUACAGAGGACCACCCAUACCUUAACUUCACUGGACUUCAUGCAAACUGGAAACCACAUAUCCUGAGGCUGCAUUUAUUGUAGCCAGGGAGUUUAACAAAGCAAAUAUGAGGACUAGGCUGCCGAAGUUCUAUCAACAUAUCGACUGAUGUACUUGCGCUGCUAAAAUCCUCGACCAUUGCUAUUCGAACUUCCGGGAUGGUUAUAAGGCCCUCCCCCACCCUCCUUUCGGCAAAUCUGACCACGACUCCAUUUUGCUCCUCCCUUCUUAUAGGCAGAAACUCAAACAGGAAGUACCCGUGCUAAGGACUAUUCAACGCUGGUCUGACCAAUCGGAAUCCACGCUUCAAGGUUGUUUUGAUCACGCGGGCUGGGAUAUGUUCCGGGUAGCUUGCGAAAAUAAUUUAGACGAAUACACUGAAACGGUGAUUGAGUUUAUCAGGAAGUGUAUAGGUGAUGUUGUGCCCACUGUGACUAUUAAAACCACCCAUACACAAAAAAAUUAAAUAAAUUAUGCACGCAUGACUGUAAGUCGCUUUGGAUAAAAGCGUCUGCUAAAUGGCAUAUUAUAUUAUAUUAUUAUUAUAAAACCUACCCUAACCAGAAACCGUGGAUAGAUGGCAGCAUUCGCGCAAAACUGAAAGCGCGAACCACCGCAUUUAACCAUGGCAAGGUGACUGGGAAUAUGGCAGAAUACAAACAAGUGUAGCUACUCACUCCGCAAGGCAAUUAAACUGGCAAAAAAUCAGUAUAGAGACAAAGUGGAGCCGCAAUUCAAUGGCUCAGACACGAGACAUAUGUGGCAGGGUCUACAGACAAUCUUGGACUACAAAAGGUAAACCAGCCACGACGCCGACACGGCGUCUCGCUUCCAGACAAGCUAAACACUUUCUUCGCCCGCUUUGAGGAUAACACAGUGCCACCGACGAGGCCCACUACCAAGGACUGUGGCCUCUCAAGGCUGCCGGCCCAGACGGCGUCCCUAGCCCUCAGAGCAUGCGCAGACCAGCUGGCUGGUGUGUUUACGGACAUAUUCAAUCUCUCACUUUCCCAGUCUGCUGUUCCCACAUGCUUCAAGAUGGCCACCAUUGUUCCUGUACCCAAGAAAGCAAAGGUAACUAAACUAAAUGACUAUUGCCCCAUAGCACUCACCUCUGUCAUCAUGAAGUGCUUUGAGAGACUAGUCAAGGAUCAUAUCUACCUUACCUGUCACCCUAGACCCACUUCAAAUUGCUUACCGCCCCAAUAGAUCCACAGACGAUGGAUCGCCAUCACACUGCACACUGACUGCCCUAUCCCAUCUGGACAAGAGGAAUACCUAUGUAAGAAUGCUGUUGAUUUACUAUAGCUCAGCAUUCAACACCAUAGUACCCUCCAAGCUCAUCAUUAAGCACAAGGCCCUGGGUCUGAACCCCGCCCUGUGCAACUGGGUCCUGGAUUUCCUGACGGGCCGCCCCCAGGUGGUGAGGGUAGGAAACAACAUCUCCACUAAGCUGAUCCUCAACACUGGGGCCCCACAAGGGUGCGUGCUCAGCCCCCUCCUGUACUCCCUGUUCACCCAUGACUGCGUGGCCAAGCCCGUCUCCAACUCAAUCAUCAAGUUUGCAGACGACACAACAGUAGGAGGCUUGAUUACCAACAAUGACGAGACCGCCUACAGGGAGGAGGUGAGGGCUCUGUGAAUGUAUUGCCAGGAAAAUAACCUCUCACUCAACGUCAACAAAACAAAGGAGAUGAUCGUGGACUUCAGGAAAAAGCAGAGGGUGCACCCCCCCUAUCCACAUCGACGGGACCGCAGUGGAGAAGGUGGAAAGCUUGAAGUUCCUUGGCGUACACAUCACUGACAAACUGAAAUGGUCCACCCACACAGACAGUGUGGUGAAGAAGGCGCAACAGAGCCUCUUCAACCUCAGGAGGCUGAAGAAAUUUGGCUUGGCACCUAAAACCCUCAAACUUUUACAGAUGCACAAUUGAGAGCAUCCUGUCGUGCUGUAUCACCGCCUGGUACGGCAACUGCACCGCCCGCAACCGCAGGGCUCUCCAGAGGGUGGUGCGGUCUGCCAAACGCAUUACCGGGGGCAAACUACCCGCCCUCCAAGACACCUACAGCACCCGAUGUCACAGAAAGGCCAAAAAGAUCAUCAAGGACAUCAACCACCCGAGCCACUGCCUGUUCACCCCGCUAUCAUCCAGAAGGCGAGGUCAGUACAGGUGCAUCAAAGCUGGGACCGAGAGAAUGAAAAACAGUUUCUAUCUCAAGGCCAUCAGACUGUUAAAUAGCCAUCACUAGCACAUUAGAGGCUGCUGCUGCCUAUUGAAAUCACUGGCCACUUUAAGAAAUGGAACACUAGUCACUUUAAUAAUGUUUACAUAUCUUGCACUACUCAUCUCAUGUGUAUAUACUGUAUUGUAUUCUAUAAUAUUCUACUGUAUCUUAGUCCAUGCCGCUCUGUCAUUGCGUGUCCAUAUAUGUAUUCUUAAAUUCCAUUCCUUACUAGAUUUGUGUGUAUUGGGUAUAUGUUGUGAAAUUGUUAGAAAUUACUUGUUAGAUAUUACUGCACUGUCGGAGCUAGAAGCACAAGCAUUUCGCUACACCCGCAAUGACAUCUGCUAAACACGCGUAUGUGACAAAUAAAAUUUGAUUUGAAUUAUCUUUGUGUUUUCUCAUGAUUUGGUUGGGUCUAAUUGUGUUGCUGUCCUGGGGCUAUGUUUGUGUUUGUGAACAGAGCCCCAGGAACAGCUUGCUUAGGGGACCCUUCUCCAAGUUCAUGUCUCUGUAGGCGAUGGCUUUCUAAGGGAAGGUUUGGGAAUCGCUUCCUUUUAGGUGGUUGUAGAAUUUAAUGGCUAUUUCUGGAUUUUGAUAAUUAGCAGGUAUCGGCCUAAUUCUGCUCUGCAUGCAUUAUUUGGUGUUUUACGUUGUACACUGAGGAUAUUUUUUGCAGAAUUCUGCAUGCAGAGUCUGAAUUUGCUGUUGGUCACAUUUUGUGAAUUCUUGGUUGGUCAGCGGACCGGGCAAUGGGUUCCAUAACUGAUUCAAGUAUAUCAUCCUAAUUGGUAUGUCGAAUUUUGAUGGAAUAAGGCGGCCCUUCUUUCCUUUUGUAUCUUUUCUCUCUCUCUCACUCUCUAUCUCUCUCCUUCUCGCUCUCUCUCCCACUCUCUCAAUUUCCAUCUCUCCUUCGCUUUCUCUCUCUCUUUCUGUCUUUUUCAUCAUGUUAAAACCAGUGGGCAUUGUCCUCGGCGGUGAAUGACCAGCCUGAUCACUAGAAAUAGACAGAGAUUUCGAACGUUUGAGAAGGUCCCGAGAACGUCGAUAUACACUAUAUAUACAAAGUAUGUGGACACCUCUUCAAAUUAGUGGAUUUGGCUAUUUCAGCCAAACCUGUUGUUGCUGACAGGUGUAUAGAAUCGAGCACACAACCAUGCACUCUCCAUUGACAAACAUUGGCAGUAGAAUGGCCUUACUGAAGAGCUCAGUGACUUUCAACGUGGCACCGUCAUAGGAUGCCACCUUUCCAACAAGUCAGUUCAUCAAAUUUCUGCCCUGCUAUAGCUGCCCCGGUCAACUUUAAGUGCUGUUAUUGUGAAGUGGAAACGUCUAGGAGCAACUACCGCUCAGCCGCAAAGUGGUAGACCACACAAGCUCACAGAAUGGGAUCGCCGAGUGCUGAAGCGCAUAGCGUGUAAAAAUCGUCUGUCCUCGGUUGCAACACUCACUACCGAGUUCCAAACUGCCUCUGGAAGCAACAUCAGCACAAUAACUGUUUGUCGGGAGCUUCAUGAAAUGGGUUUCCAUGGCCGAGCAGCUGCACACAAGCCUAAGAUCACCAUGCGCAAUGCCAAGCGUCGGUUGGAGUAGUGUAAACCUUGCCGCCAUUGGACUCUGGAGCAGUGGAAAUACGUUCUCUGGAGUGAUGAAUCACGCUUGACCAUCUGGCAGUCCGACAGACGAAUCUGGGUUUGGCGAAUGCCAGGAGAAUGCUACCUGCCCCAAUGCAUAGUGCCAACUGUAAAGUUUGGUGGAGGAGGAAUAAUGGUCAGGGGCUGUUUUUCAUGGUUCGGGCUAGGCCCCUUAGUUCCAGUGAAGGGAAAUCUUAACGCUACAGCAUACAAUUACAUUCUAGAUGAAUCUGUGCUUCCAACUUUGUGGCAACAGUUUGGGGAAGGCCCUUUCCUGUUUCAGCAUGACAAUGCCCCAGUGCACAAAGCGAGGUCCAUACAAAAGUGGUUUGUCGAGAUCGGUGUGGAAGAACUUGACUGGCCUGCACAGAGCCCUGACCUCAACCCCAUCGAAGACCUUUGGAAUGAUUUGGAACAACCAACUGCGAGCCAGGUCUAAUCGCCCAACAUCAGUGCCCAACCUCACUAAUGCUCUUGUGGCUGAAUGGAAGCAAGUCCCUGCAGAAAUGUUCCAACAUCUAGAGGAAAGCCUUCCCAGAAGAGUGGAGGCUGUUAUAGCAGCAAAGGAGGGACCAACUCCAUAUUACUGCCCAUGAUUUUUGGUCAUGUAGCGUAUACUCGGUGCUCACACAAAAAAAGAACCAACUGCCCAGCACUGGGCACGAACUCGUGAUGCUCGGAGGUGGAACGCACAGUUUAGACCACUGCGCCAGAACAGUUCACAAUGCUCUAGCAAGCCGUGAGAAUACUUGAUGAUAGUUGAUGGAAACAGCACAUUGUUUUUUAAUUAUUUUGUUUUGAAGGGAAUAUUGCAGAAUUAGGUUGCUCUUAAACGUUCUGAUUGGUUUCAUCCUUCAAACUAAAAGUCCCAAUACGACAUAUCACUUUAUAUUUGUAUUUUGGGAGAAAUGUAUAUUUUAUCACAAUUUGACCGAAGUCAUGUCGGAAAAGCGUUCGGAAAAGUAACGUCAGAAGAACACACGAGUGAAUACACAGCGUGGAGGUCGAUUUUUAAGGCAGCCACCUGCACCUCUCUGAUUUCAGAGGGGUUGGGUUAAAUGCGGAAGACACAUUUCGGUUGAAUGCAUUCAGUUGUGACUGACUAGAUCCCGUUCCUCUUCCCCACUGUCCACAUAAGCCGGUGAAGACCCACAUCAUACCGAGUCUUCAUUGUUUUUGAAAAUAUAUUUGCCAACUAAUCAUCUGACCAUAUCCUGUGAUUUCUUUAUUCUGUAUCAGCCAAAAUGUUUUAUCACUUAUACAGCGCACAGGUUUUUAGCAUAGCCCCUUUUCCACCCCUGCUGGAUUACCCGUACUAGCUAACCACUUGCAGCCUUGAAACACAUCACUUAUUAGCAGUUCAGCGCAUCAGCAUUUCUCGUACUGUUACACAAAAUGAAGAUAAACCUUUACCAUCAUAGUAGACAUUGAACGUCUAAAACCAAACUGGCUCAAACUGUUGUUGGCCGAUGGUAGCUAUAGCUAUCCACAUGCUAACCUGCGUGCUAACGUUACUAAUGUUACUAGCAGCAGUAACAUUAAAUCCAGGUAUAUUGGCUAACACAAACAUUGGCUACCAUGAUAUCCUGCAAGCUAUAUCGGCCGGUAAAGAUCAGGCAGUUCAGCAAAAAGACAGACCUUGAAAUAAACAAUCAUUAAUCCUAUUGGUAUUUGACCAUUUCAAUUCUGCAAAACGUGCAGUGUUGAUAGUUGUUGUAGCUUGCUAGCUAGGUAGCUCGCUUAUUCCUUCCCCAAACACCAUGCUAUAUCAGAGAGGGCCAGUUCGUUUUGCAUGGUCCGGUGUACUUAGAUAGCCGGCUAUCUUCGUUUUCUAUCAUUAACUAGCAACAUAACAUGACACAACUCAUUGGGCACUUUAGUACCUACUUACCUGAUUGGCCACCAUCACCGAAGCCACCAGCAGGCCGGUCCUUUCUUGAUGUUAAAGCCGCAAUGUAUUGUUGGUGUAUGAGUUUUUGGUAAAUGUAAUUCAAAUUGCGAAAAUAGAAGUGUGUAAUUAUUUUUGCAUAAACUUUUCCAUAAAGAUCAUUUUAGAUGGAAUAUAAUCAAUCUGUUAGAUUUGUGGAAUAUAUAUAUCGUGCAACCUUUCCUUUUAAGCCUUUCCCAAAGGUCUGUCCGUGAUAAAGAGAUGCUCAGCUUUUUUGACACAACACUCCACAAAGCAAGUCCUGCAGGCUCUAGUUUGAUCUUAUCUUGAUUAUUGAUCAGUCAAAUGGUCGAGUGCUGAAAAGAAGGACCUAGUUAAGAUGCAGCAGGCCCAGAACAGAGCAGCACGUCUUGCUCUUCAUUGUAAUCAGAGGGCUAAUAUCAAUACUUUGCAUGCCAGUCUCUCUUGGCUAAGAUUUGAGGAAAGACUGACUGCAUCGCUUCUUGUUUUGUAAGAAACAUUCAUGUGUUGGAAAUUCCAAAUUGCUUGCAUAGUCAACUUGCACACAGCACUGACCUCACCAGACAUGCCACAAGGGGUCUUUUCACAGUCCCCAGGUCCAUAACAAGUUCAAGGAAAAUUAUUUUACAGAGCAAUGAGUGCAUGGAACUCCCUUCCAUCUUAUAUAGCUCAAGUGAACAGCCAACCUGGUUUCAUAAAACAAAUAAAGCAACACCUCACGGCACCCGGCCUCUCCCCCAUGUGACCUACUUGUUGUGUGUAUGUACUGACAUGUGUAUAUAUCUGAUAGAUGCACACACAUGUUCAUGUUUUUAAAUCUAUGUCAAUUGUAAAGUAUUUUGUCUGUAAUGUAUUUUUGGUUAUUUGUCAGACCCCAGUAAGACAAGCUGUGACCAUUGGUGUCAGACCCCAGUAAGACUAGCUGUCACCAUUGGUGUCAGACCCCAGUAAGACUAGCUGUCACCAUUGGUGUCAGACCCCAGUAAGACUAGCUGUCACCAUUGGUGUCGGCUAAUGGGGAUCCUAUAAAAAAAAAAAAAUCCCAAACCAUAGCCUAACCUUAACCACUCAGAAUGAAUACCUAAAUGUAACCCUUUGGGUUGUGUCUGUUUUAACCCUGUAACCAUGCAGAAUUUACCCUGUAACCACGUGGAAUUAAUGCAUCAAAAAUGGACGUUCAUCCAUAAUACGGCAAAUUUCAAAGGGAAACUAUGAGAUCUUGUUGGAAAACAGCUUCCUCCUUCACUAUUUUUAAAUAGCUCUGAAAUGACACACACACACACACACACACUAUGGAACAAGGCUAGUGACUAGUAUACAUAAAAUAAAAAUCCCACACUACCAAAGUUAACUCUCCACAAGCUGGUUCUAACAUGCCCCAUUGCUUUGACUCAACAAAACAAUAAUCUGUUAGGACAUACAUACAUACACACACACACAUACAUACACACACACACACACACACACACACACACUCCUCAGUCCUUUAUGUCUGUGGUUUGUGUUCAUUAACAUACAGUGCCGAGAGAGAGAGAGGGAGGCUUUCACACACUGUCCCCUACUAUUCGUACUACAACUGUUUGCACAUUGCUAAAACGCUGUACACUAUAAAUACCUGUACAUAGCUGAAAAUAUAACACUUGAAAUGUCUAUCUUUUUUUAAACCUUUUUGAGUGCAAUAUGUAAGGGCUAAUCAACUAGGGGCAAUGCGUUCUAUGGACAAUAAUGAACGACUUGGAAGGUGCGUUGCAUUAUUUUCCAAAGAACUCACAGAGCCCUGAGUUGAUAAUCCCAUUUAUACCAUGGCUGGAAUUGAACACAUUUGCCACUAAAAAUGUGUUCAACAUUCACUGAAGUAGCUAGCAAGUUAUUAGAUAGCUACUGUAGUUGCUGUGGUAACUAAACAAACAGAACAAUGAGCUAGAUGUUUCACCGGAUGUAUACAUGUGAAGCGUUUCCACUCACUACCAAAUAUGGUGAGAGGAAGCCCAGUGGCCGGCAGUGGGAGAAGAUGAAUGAGGUUUUGGCCGACAUUCAGCAAAUGUUCUCAUCGAUGAAACAGUUGAUCUCAAUACAGUUUUCUGUUCCCAAAACUAUGUCUCUUACGAACAGAGUGGGCCAAGUUUUUUUUAAAGUUUUUUUUUUUGUAGACUUCACCAUUUGCCAAUGCUUCAGACAAUUGCGUUGUUUAGAAAGGAGUGCAAGGGCGAAUUGAGUUAUUGCAUAUGCGCACUUCAGAGUAGGCGUUCCCUAACGGAAAUAUGCAAAUACAUGCUAGAACGGGCCAAUAGGAUCUCGCUAGCUCCUUGCUUGUUCUGCCCACUAUGACUAAUUUGUUUCCAUUGGAAUCCACAGGCUGUGGUCUGUAUUGGUUUAGUUUAUAAAGAUUUUAGGUUUAGCAUUUUAGGUUUAGCUAACCAAAUCAUCAGUCCAGCUUGUCAUUAUGAAAAUCGAAUUCAACAAUGCCAGUAAUGUUUUCAAUUCGACUUUUGCUUUCAAAAGCCACUCAAACAUAGAACAUGUAAGAAUUAACUAUAGCCGUUGAAUUCUUCCGUGCAAAUAAACCGUGCGUUAAAAGGGAAAUAAUGCAUUCUCUAGAAUGCCCUUCAAGCCAAUGAGAGAACAAGUAUUCAACAAUGCCAUGGUAUAUUGUAAAGUGGUUAUCCCACUGGCUAUAAGGUGAAUGCACCUAUUUGUAAGUCGCUCUGGAUAAGAGCGUCUGCUAAAUGACGUAAAUGUAAAAUGUAAAUGUAUAUUUAAGCAAUAAGGCACGAAGUGGUGUGGUAAGUAUAUAUACCACGGCUAAGGGCUGUUCUUGAGCACGACGCAACACGGAGCCCUUAGCCGUUGCUAUUAUAAACUGGUUACGUAAUUAGAGCAGUAAAAAUAAAUGUUUUGUCAUACCUGUGGAAUACUGUCUGAUAUACCACGGCUUUCAGCCAAUCAGCAUUCAGGGCUCGAACCACCCAGUUUAUAAUGACUGUUAAAUUCGAAUCGUUUUUUGUUGAUGUUGUCUUGCAUCUUCUCACUUUUGUUUAUUGUUUAUUUCACUUUCGCUUUAUUGUUUAUUUCACUUGCUUUGGCAAUGUAAACAUGUGUCCCAUGCCAAUAAAGCCCAUUUAAUUGAAUUGAAUUGAAUUGAAUUGAGAGCGAGAGAGCGUAUGUUGCAGACAGAGACAAAAGGGAGGGAUCAGGACGAGAGAGAGAAUAGGCUACAUGUAGGCUACACUAACUAAGCUCUGUGUUGUUGACACGUCUAAUACAUAAGGUUACAUCUACCUUCCAGUCGUCACUGUUUGGCUUUGAUGCUAGUAUUGGGUUCUCCUAUACAGCCAUGUACAGUUAACUGCCAAAAUAAAGGAAAGACUUGAGUAAAUGAGGGAUACAAAGUAUAUUGAAAGCAGGUGCUUCCACACAGUUAAUUAAGCAAUUAACAUCCCAUCAUGCUUAGGGUUAUGCAUAAAAAUGCCCAAUUGCCCAUUAAUUUGGCUACCAUGGCUAGAAGAAGAGAUCUCAGUGACUUUGAAAGAGGGGUCUCAAAUGAGCAUAGGGGGUUUAAAGUGUGUGUGUGUGUGUGUGUGUGUGUGUGUGUGUGUGUGUGUGUGUGUGUGUGUGUGUGUGUGUGUGUGUGUGUCAGUCACCAGAUCUCGUGGAAGAAGAAUGGUGUCGCAUCCCUCCAAUAGAGUUCCAGACACUUGUAGAAUCUAUGCCAAGGUGCAUUGAAGCUGUUCUGGCUCGUGGUGACCCAACUCUCUCUAUUAAGACACUUUAUGUUGGUGUUUCCUUUAUUCUGGCAGUUAGAUACAUACAGUACAUGUAUCUGUGACUGGCUGCAUACAAAAUGGAACCUGUUUCACCAAAUAGUCCUAGUGCACUACGUUUCACCAAUGCCCUAUGGUAGUUCACUAUGUAGUGGAUAGGGUGCCAUUUCACGCUGUGUUAUGUUGUUAAGGUUGUUGUCAGUGAGGCCGCUGAACCCUGCCCAUAAGGGAAAUGGGCAAAGCUUUAUAGUACAUGUCUAUAGACACCCUUAACACUGCAUGAAAAUACACGUUUCUGGGUUGAAAAUUCCAGAUCACUUUCCCGCAAACUAACCGUUUUUGGGAGUUAUCAAUGGCAUGUCACACAUACACGGCUUUGGCACACCCUACGUGACGUUGGGAAACUAACAGGUUGGUGUUCAGACGACGUGAACGGGUCUGGAAACCCAGUGUGAUCGGGUUGAUUAUUCACGAAAACUACCAGGAAACGAACAGCGUCUCUCAGGUUUCCUGACAACUUGUACUGCAGGAAACACACACUGUUGUGUGAAAACUCCCAAUCACUCUUCCCCAUCGGAUUUAAACUCUUGCAAACCUACAAUACUCACUCUCCCACCUCAUAAAUCCCAGAAAACCUUGCAGUGAGGAAUGUGUCAUGGCAUGCGUACUAGGUGAUAGAAUUGCUAGCUGGAAAAUGUUAGCUAAUAUUAUUGCUAAUUUGCUACCCCAGUUGCAGUAGUCAACACUAAAACAUUCUUUAGGCUUGUUUACAAAAUAUACCAUUACUCUUGUGUUGUUACAAUCAAACAUCCACUCGCCAAACUAUGGUGGUCCAUACUGGACAAACUGGGGACACACACACAUUUGCUUCCCUGCAAGGAGCUAGUAACAUUAGGCUAUACAAUACUACUUUUUCAAACAUUCACAUUAUACAUUCAGAACCAUUUAAAAACCAACGAGUUAAAUUCAAUUUUUAUUGAUGGAAAAUGUUAAACUAUUUAUGCACAUGAGUAGGCCUAACGUUAGCUAGGUAGCAUUAGCUAGGUAGCAUUAGCUAGGUAGCUAUUCACAUCACAAAAGUCAAGUCUAUUUGUCAUAUGCACAGAAUACACUGGCUGGACGGAAAACGGUAAACAAACUAUACAGGUAGUAAUUCAUGGACUAGUUUGGAUUUUUACUUUACCUUUUUAAUAACAGCAUUUUUAAUGUUUGAUUUGUUACAAUCAAUAAUUCAGUAAUGACUCAAAAAAAUAUGCAAUCAACCGUUUUUUAUCACCAGCAAGAACUGCCUUCAGUGGAAAACCUGAGGGGGUUCGCCUGCAAGAGCAACAAGUUCAAAAACGUUGGAAGUAAAGACCCCAAGAAAUCGGGUGACUAUCCCUAGUGGCGAAAGUAAGAACUUUUAUAAAAUACAUAGCCUACAAGGUAUAUGACUGACUUAUCUACAAACAAAAGUUUGGGGUCACUUAGAAAUGUCAUUUUUUUCCCCAUGAAAACAUACAUGAAAUGAGUUUUAAUAGAAAAUAUAGCAAAAUGCAUAGGAAAUGUAGUCAUUGACAAGGUUAGAAAUAAUGAUUUUUUAUAUAAAUAAUAAUUGUGUCCUUCAAACUUUGCUUUCGUCAAAUAAUCCUCCAUUUGCUGCAAUUACAGCUUUGCAGACCUCUGGCAUUCUAGUUGUCAAUUUGUUGAGGUACUCUGAAGAGAUUUCACCCCAUGCUUCCUGAAGCACCUCCCACAAGUUGGAUUGGCUUGAUGGGCACUUCUUACGUACCAUACGGUCAAGCUGCUCCCACAACAGCUCAAUAGGGUUGAGAUCCGGUGACUGUGCUGGCCACUCCAUUAUAGACAGAAUACCAGCUGACUGCUUCUUCCCUAAAUAGUUCUUGCAUAGUUUGGAGCAGUGCUUUGAGAAAAUUGGCUCCAAUCAAGCGCCGUCCACAGGGUAUGGCAUGGCGUUGCAAAAUGGAGUGAUAGCCUUCCUUCUUCAAGAUCCCUUUUACCCUGUACAAAUCUCCCACUUUAACACUUUUUUAAAAAUCUUCCUCUGUCCAGUGUCUGUGUUCUUUUUACCAUCUUAAUCUUUUCUUUUUAUUGGCCACUCUGAGAUAUGGCUUUUUCUUUGCAACUCUGCCUAGAAGGUCAGCAUCCCGGAGUCGCCUCUUCACUAUUGACGUUGAGACUAGACACUCUAAUGUAUUUGUCCUCUUGCUCAGUUGUGCACCGGGGCCUCCCACUCCUCUUUCUAUUCUGGUUAGAGCCAGUUUGCGCUGUUCUGUAAAGGGAGUAGUACACAGUGUUGUACGAGAUCUUCAGUUUCUUGGCAAUUUCUCGCAUGGAAUAGCCUUCAUUUCUCAGAACAAGAAUAGACUGACGAGUUUCAGAAGAAAGUUAUUUGUUUCUGCCCAUUUUGAGCCUGUAAUCGAACCCACAAUUGCUGAUGCUCCAGAUACUCAACUAGUCUCAAGAAGGCCAGUUUUAUCGCUUCUUUAGCUGUGCUAACAUAAUUGCAAAAGGGUUUUCUAAUUUUCAAUUAGCCUUUUUAAAAUGAUAAACUUGGAUUAGCAAACACAACGUGACAUUGGAACACAGGACUGAUGGUUGCUGAUAAUGGGCCUCUGUACGCCUAUGUAGAUAUUCCAUUAAAAAAGUCAGCCGUUUACAGCUACAAUAGCCAUUUACAACAUUAACAAUGCAUCAUUAACAAUGUCUACACUGUAUUUCUGAUCAAUUUGAUGUUAUUUUAAUGGACAGAAAAAGUGCUUUUCUUUCAAAAACAAGAAUUCCCAAGUGACCCCAAACUUUUGAACGGUAGCGUAUAUAGAUACAUGCAGUAAAUAACUACUGUAUGGCUGACUUGUUGCCACUAAAAAGCCUCUGACGAAAGCCAAGAGGUCCGCUAGUAAGCUUGAAUACAAUAAGAGCUACUAGUUAGAGCAGUGUGCUGGUUUGUCUUUCCUUUUGAAGGUACUGCAACCAGAUGACUGAGUGUUUUCACCCUACCUUGUUAACCCUUCUCCAGUGCAGUGGGGCAGAACACAUCAAGCCAGCACUGAGAGCCUGUAUAGGCCCCUGUUUUUUAUAGUAGGUGUGCUUUAGUAUUCCACAGCGCUAGCCUUAGCUGAGCAUCAACCUAUUAUUUUCUAUAAGCCAGUCAUUAGCAAAGCUCUCUCUCUCUCUCUGUCUCUCUCUCUCUCUGUCUCUCUCUCUCUGUCUCUCUCUCUCUGUCUCUCUCUCUCUGUCUCUCUCUCUCUGUCUCUCUCUCUGUCUCUCUGUCUGUCUCUCUCUCUCUCUCUCUCUCUCUCUCUCUCUCUCUCUCUCUCUCAUGUUUGCAUUUGUCAUUUAGCAGACGCUCUUAUCCAGAGCAACUUAGUUAGUGCAUUAAUCUUAAGAAAGCUAGGUGAGACAACCACAUAUCACAGUCGUAGUAAGUGAGAGCACGUGGUGCAGACACAGAUCCUCUCCACGCCACCUGGUCGGAGCGACCUGCCAGGUAGGAUGCAAUCCAGGAGUGUGCAGAGCCUGAGACGCCCACCACACUUACCCACUAGACAUGCCAUCAGGGGUCUUUUCAUAGUCACUGAAUCCAGAACAAAUUCAAGAAAGCGUACAGUAUUAUAUAGAGGCAUGAUUGCAUGUAACUCUGUUCCAUCUCAUUUUGCUCAAAUAAACAGUCAAACCUGGUUUCAAAAAACAGAUAAAGCAACACCUCACGGCACAACGCCUCUCCCCUAUCUGACCUAGAUAUGUUGUGUGUAUGUAUUGAUAUGUAGGCUACGUGUGGCGUUUUUAAAUUCUUGUCUAUUAAUAUUCUGUAUUAUGUCAUGUUUCAUGUUCUGUGUGGACCCCAGGAAGAGUAGCAGCAGCGGCUUUCGCAACAGCUGCUGGGGAUCCUAAUAAAAUACCCAAUACCCUGAGAGGGUGGAGAGGAGGAUCUGAUAGUUCAUGGUGUUGAAGGCAGUGGAUAGAGAGAGCGUCAGCUUUGGCAGUGCGGAGAGCCUCCAUGACACAGAGAAGAACCGUCUCGGUUGAGUGGCCCAUCUUGGAGCCUGACUGGUUAUCGUUCUGAGAGAGAUAAUGAGAGAGAUAAUGAGAGAGAUAAUGAGAGAGAUAAUGAGAGAGAUAAUGAGAGAGAUAAUGAGAGAGUUGAUCAGAAACAGCACGCUCACGUGUUUUGAAAAGAAAAGAAAGAAUGGAUACAGGUCUAUAGUUUGACGUCAGAUGAGUCGAGUGUUGGUUUCUUAAGAAGGGGACCGACUGUCCAUCUUGAAAUGAGAGCGGACGCAGCCACUGGUCAGGGAUGAGUUAAUGAGGGUAGUGAGGAACGGUAGAAUGUCUCCAGAGAUGGUCUGGAGGAGGGAGGAGGGGAUGGGGUCAAGUGGGCAGGUUGUAAGGCGGCCGGACCUCACUAGUCGCAGGAUUUCAUCUGGAGAAGAGGUCAAGGCGUAGGGUAGUUCUGUGUGAGUGGGACCAGUGGACUCAAUAGGCUGAGUGAAUGAGGAGUGGAUGUCGUCAACCUUCUUUUCAAAGUGGUUGACAAUGUCAUCCGCAGAGAGGGAGGAGGAUGAGGUGGAGGAUUAAGGAGGGAGGAGAAGGUGAAAAGGAGUUUUCCAGGGUUGGAAAUGUAGUGAUAGAAAGCUGCUUUUAUCCUUCAGGCUUGGACCUUGCGGGGACACACAAACACUCUUAGAAAAAAGGAUUUCGAAAAAGUUAUUCGACUGUCCCCCAUAGGAGUACCCUUUUUGGUUCCAGGUCGAACCCUCUGUGCAAAGGGUUCUAAAUGGAAACCAAAACAGUUAUACUUGUAACCAAAAGGGUUCUACCUAAAAUCAAUAAGGGUUCUUCAAAGGUUCUCCUAUGGGGACAGGUGAAGAACCCUUUUAGGUUCUUGAUAGCACCUUUUUUUUUAAGAGUGCACUAAAAACGUACACACAAACACUAACACACAUUACACACAUAGAGCGUGCGUUGGUGGCCCAGAAUGCCCUCUGUUUAAGGGACACUGUGCCACAGCUUGAGGAGAGCAUUAACAAGUCUUACUACUUGUCACAUGAGUGUGUAGGGCUGGGACGAUACCAGUACGAGUGUGUAGGGCUGGGACGAUACCAGUACGAGUGUGUAGGGCCGGGACGAUACCAGUACGAGUGUGUAGGGCUGGGACGAUACCAGUACGAGUGUGUAGGGCUGGGACGAUACCAGCACGAGUGUGUAGGGCUGGGACGAUACCAGUACGAGUGUGUAGGGCUGGGACGAUACCAGUACAAGUGUGUAGGGCUGGGACGAUACCAGCACGAGUGUGUAGGGCUGGGACGAUACCAGUACGAGUGUGUAGGGCUGGGACGAUACCAGUACGAGUGUGUAGGGCUGGGACGAUACCAGUACGAGUGUGUAGGGCUGGGACGAUACCAGUACGAGUGUGUAGGGCUGGGACGAUACCAGUACGAGUGUGUAGGGCUGGGACGAUACCAGCACGAGUGUGUAGGGCUGGGACGAUACCAGUACGAGUGUGUAGGGCCGGGACGAUACCAGUAUCGCGAUACAUGUUAGUAUUGUGGCAAGGAAACAAAACAUGAAGCAGACUUAACUUCUUUAGGAAAACAGCCCUUAUGUUGGAAACAAACAUCAUUAUGUUGUCAUCCAGAGUCACAUUUAUUUAUUUUCCAAGUUAUAGCAAACACUAUUUUACAUACAGCAGGUUUUAAAAGCCCAAAGUGUUGGGGAAAAUAUUGUAAUACUGGUAUCAUCACAGUCCUACUAGAGUGUGGUGUGUGUGUGUGUGUGUGUGUGUGUCAUGGGUAUCAUUGGUGUAAUCUCAAACCCUGUUGAUUUAUUCCACAUUGGGCACAGACGUCAGUUCAACAUCUAGUUUUGAUUUACUUCAGGUUUUUAUGUCACCAUGUCAUUGGAUUUAGGUUAAAAGUUGGAUAAAGAAAAUACUAAAUGCGCUUACGUUGAUUACUUUUUCCAAAUCCAAUCAGUUUUCUACAUUGAUUAAACGAUAUCACAUACAUUUUUUUGGGGGGGGGGUUAAAUGACGUGGAAACUUGGCAGUAAGGUCUCUGGUUAUAUUUACACCUCCACCCCCCUGAGGAACCAGAUCCCCUAAAAUACUGAUCCAUUAACUGGUCAAGAGGAACUGGGGUGAACAUAAAGAUCUAA